Helobdella robusta is the source of this 570-nucleotide messenger RNA. RefSeq lists its product as hypothetical. Gene Ontology annotation, biological process: G protein-coupled receptor signaling pathway. Gene Ontology annotation, molecular function: G protein-coupled peptide receptor activity. The record is from RefSeq and is a predicted model, not a curated record. The coding region runs from base 1 to 570 and encodes 189 amino acids. Lineage: Eukaryota; Metazoa; Annelida; Clitellata; Rhynchobdellida; Glossiphoniidae. Gene Ontology annotation, cellular component: membrane. The transcript has a single exon.
AUGUUCAAUUAUCAAGCAGGACAUCAAAAUUCAGUGGAAUCAUAUGAUUAUAGACAUUUUGAGUCAACUUCUUUUUACAGCAGUGAGUUAUCAAACGUUCAAAAUGGCAAUGAGGCAAGUGCUCAGAUUGAUGGAGUCAUUUUAACCUACGUAUAUCCGAUUAUUUUCAUUUUUGGUGUCCUAGGAAAUAUUCUUUCCCUGUCGGUUCUGCUUCGUAAAAAUAUGCGCAAGAAAUCCAUGUCUUCGUAUUUGUCUGUAUUGUCCAUGUUCGAUACGUUAUCAUUAACGUGCUGGUGCUUAAUUCCAUAUAUUGAAUAUGGAAACAAAUUUCGUCUAAUAGAUUGGUCGAUUUUGACAUGUAAAGGAUCAUGGUUUGUUAACUACGCUGUGGGUGAUCUAUCAGUUUGGUUGGUAGUGGCUGUUACGGUAGAAAGGUUCAUCGCUGUUUGUUAUCCACUGAAGGCUGCAUUCAUGUGUCGGAAGAAGGUAGCUCUGAAGGUUGGCUCAAUGGCUGUUUCGCUUUUAAUUUGUUUGUUUAUUCAUUCAUUAAAACAUUUAUUUAACUAUUAA